This is a messenger RNA of Chenopodium quinoa (quinoa), 1174 nucleotides long. RefSeq names its product protein FAR1-RELATED SEQUENCE 4-like. Bases 505 to 1032 code for a protein of 175 amino acids. NCBI's taxonomy places the organism in Eukaryota, Viridiplantae, Streptophyta, Magnoliopsida, Caryophyllales, Amaranthaceae. Gene Ontology annotation, biological process: regulation of DNA-templated transcription. The transcript has 2 exons. The record is from RefSeq and is a predicted model, not a curated record.
GUUAAGUAAUUGGAGUAGUCAAAAAGUCAAAAGCAAAAGUAAUGGUAAAUAAAAGAGGAAGUAUGUACCACUACCUGGUAUGGGAUAUGCCCAACCCAUACCAUAAUAAAAAAUUAAUUUUUGCAAUUUUUUUAAAGCUAAAAAGAAAAAAAAUAAGUAAAAGUGACAGGAGGGGGUAAAAGGCUGAAACCCGCUAAAUUGAAUCCAACUCGCGCGAAAGGUAUUACGAAGGCCGGAAAACCGCUUAAACUAUAUCCAAGAAAAACAGAGUAGAUCUGGCUCCGCAACCUGUCAACUGUAUGAAGAAGAGAUCGUUCUUCUCAAUUUUAGGGUUUAUUUUUGUUAAUUGAAACAUUAUGAGUGAAUUGGUUGGGUUAUAAUUACUCCUUUUGAGUAGUAUAAGUGGAUUUUCGUAUCAGUGGGUUUUGGUAGUGUUGUUUUCAAUUUCUUCGUAGUUUUUUUGAAGUAUCUAUGUAAUUUGUGUUGGAGCUAUUGAGUAUUGUAAUGCCCGGUGCGAAGCAUAGGUGGUGUUUGUGGCAUAUUCUUAACAAGAUCGGCACCAAAUUGGGAAAGUAUUCGAAGUAUGAAGAAUUCCAUGACGUUCUGCUUAAUGUCAUAUAUGACAAUUUGACCGAAGAAGAAUUUGAGGUUAAUUGGACCCUAGCAAUGGAGUCAUAUGGUCUUGCAAAUGACGACUGGCUUACAGAAGUUUUUGAGAACAAUCAAGUGGAAUACAACUCUUUCAAGGCCGCAAUUUGUACGAUCAACGGAGUAGACAUUACCAAUCAUCCAGAUUUGAUGAAUCGUCCACCGUAUAGCAAAGAUGGCUUUCCUUCCGCUUAUGUCGAUAACAUGUCCAAUGCUGUUCUAACCUAUGCUGAGAAAGUAGACGACGGUUGGUGUCGCGGGUCUUCUGCCUCCGAGGUUGAAGGAGAUUCCAGUGAUGAUGGUAAGGAUUGGUGUCGUAGUUCUUCCACAUCUGAGGUUGAGAUCAGAGGUGAUUACAGUGAUGAUGAUGAUGAUGAUUUCUGAGAUUUGAUGAGUCAUCCAUCUUAGCAAAUAUGGGUUUCCUUAUUGUCUUUGUUUGGUAUCCAAUCUAGUAAAAUUGUUAAUUAUAGCAUUUUAUGUUAAGAUCUGCUAAUUAUGUCAUUAUUAAUGUAAUAUUAAUCUAAUA